Molecule: messenger RNA, 2980 nt
Organism: Ictalurus punctatus (channel catfish)
Lineage: Eukaryota; Metazoa; Chordata; Actinopteri; Siluriformes; Ictaluridae
Gene: enpp5
Product: ectonucleotide pyrophosphatase/phosphodiesterase 5
Exons: 4
Coding region: 251-1663 (470 amino acids)
Source: RefSeq, a predicted model, not a curated record
CUCUGUGUGGUGUUCAUGCUUUGUAAUUUAUUGAUGUGAAACGUUUAUUUAUUUAUUUAUUACAGGAAGCAUGUCAGUUACAUUAAGACGCUGUUUGGUGUUGAAAGAAAUGUGUGUCAUGUCUCUUCAACCCUUUGCUGCUGAUUAUACAGAGGUGCGUCGCAGGCAGAUAGAUAACUGUAGCCUUAAAAAGCCUCGGUGACACUUCAUCCAGUGUGGGCUCGGCUUCUAUCUGGCAUCAUAGUGCAACAUGAACGUGGUGUUAAUGAGGAAGAUGUACUUGCUGAGCUGCUUUCUAGCCUUGCUGCUUCCACCUCUCUCACACCAAGAGGAGCAUCACAAGCUGCUGCUAGUGUCGUUUGAUGGUUUCCGCUGGGACUACGUGAACAGGGUUCCCACACCCAACUUCCGUGCCCUGAUGGAUGAGGGGGUGCAGGUGGAGCGAGUGGAGAACACCUACAUCACCAAGACCUUUCCUAACCACUACACUUUAGUGACAGGUUUGCAUGCAGAGAGUCAUGGCAUUGUAGCAAAUGAAAUGUAUGACCCAGUUCUGAAUCGCUCCUUCUCCAUGGAUGGGCCGGAAGUAUACGACUCUCGAUGGUGGGAGGAGGCUGUUCCACUGUGGGUAACCAAUCAGAUGGCUGGUCGGAGGAGUGGGGCUGCCAUGUGGCCUGGAUCAGAUGUGUCAAUUGGUGGAAUAUACCCGACCCGUUACAUGCCAUACAAUGCCUCCAUGCCCUUCGAAGUGCGUGUAGAGAAGCUGAUCAGCUGGUUCUCGGGACCAGGGGCGAUUAAUUUUGGAGUGCUGUAUUGGGAAGAGCCUGACGAGAGCGGCCACAACCUGGGGCCCGAGAGCCCACUUAUGGACGUGGUCAUUGAGGACAUUGAUGUCAAACUGGGCUUUCUCCGUGACGAGCUCAGGAGAGCUGGGCUUUAUGACAAAAUCAAUCUCAUUGUCACAAGUGACCAUGGCAUGACACAGCUGUCACGUGACAAAGUCAUAGAGCUGGACACCUACGUGAGUCGAGAGCUCUACACAUGGAUAGACAAGAGCCCUGUGGUGGGCAUUCUGCCUAAAGAAGGUAAAUUUGAUGAGGUGUAUAAUUUGUUGGAGAAUGCAAAUCCUAACAUGGUCGUGUACAAGAGAGAAGACAUUCCUGAUCAUUUCCACUACAAACACAAUGUAAGAAUAAUGCCGAUUAUUAUCGAGGUCAAAGAAGGCUGGACAAUCGUACAGAACAAAACUGGAUCAUUUAUGUUGGGCAACCAUGGCUACGAUAACCAUCUACCCAGUAUGCAUCCUGUGUUUGUUGCACGUGGCCCAUCGUUCCGCACUGGUUACACUAAGGCCUCGAUGCGCUCAGUGGACCUCUACCCUCUCAUGUGUAGCGUUCUGGGCAUUCGAGCACUGCCCAAUAACGGCUCCCUGAUGAGUGUCCGGGAUCUGCUGGUGGAGACGUUCACACCUAGACCUGUACCUCCACCCAUACCCAAGGAGCCCUCGUAUGCCUGGGCUGUGCGCACAGUGCUGGGCAGCGGCCUCGUCCUGGGAUUCCUCAUUAUAUUUGUGAAGCAGUUGACACAGAGGCAACUGCCCCCUUUGCCUCUAACCAACAGAGAGAUUUCACAGCCCUUACUUAAGGAUGAAUUACACCUUUAAUGAAAAAGCAGCAUUUCUCAUUAUUACAUUACUUUUAUUUAGACGAGGUGAAAUUUGUUGUAACACUAAGGUCUCUAGUGGGAGGCUCUUGGAAGCAUGUAGCAUUCCUCCACUCUCUAGUGCUUCAGAGCCAGUUUUUACCAUUCGUUAGUUUCCAAAUAUUUAAUAUUAAACCCCAGACAAGAUUGCAUUGCGUGUUCCAGUGAAAGAGGGGAGGACUACCAAAUCAAAUCCAUUCCAGUAGUGCCAUGCCAAGGUGUAAACAACUGUAGCAAGAAAUACAGCAAGAGAAGUUACAAAAAUGUAAAUGUGAAGCUACAGGCAAACAGUCUGAACAAUCAUUUAAAGUCCUCCACUGGCAAACACGAGCAUUUUUAAUUUCUGAAAUCCUGUGGCUUGUAUACUCAAGAAAAAUGUUUUAAAAUAACAAUUUUUUUUUAAUUUUAAAAUAAAACCAGAGACUUUUGUUCUUCUUAAAAAAAAAAAAGAAAAGAAAAAAAAUAGUGUUCAGUUCUGUAUCUCUUGAAUGUUUAGUAAGUGAUGGUUCUCUUUAUGGAAAGGUCAUUGGCAAAUUUGCGUUUCAUUCAUUGGGAUUUAUUUUAAAUCUAGUAAAGUGCAAUGGCUACAUGCAUUUAAAAUGUUUCAUUUGUAAUGCUGGCAUAAUGUUUUGUGGGUGUUUGUGUUAUUUACAUAAAGUAGGUAGUUAAUCUGCCUCCGUGUUGCACUAAGAUUACUGCAAGAUAACCAGGACUUGUAGAAAGUAUAUAGGAAUGGAAUGGCUUUAGGUUGGUUGCAUUUUGCACAAUAUUUUCCCAUGCUUUUAAAUAUUUUUAACAGAUAUGUGCCAAAAUACUUUACUAAUAUGUGAAACUGUUCGUUAUAUAAAUUAGUGGUAUUGAUUUUCUAAUUUUAGACUCAGACUUUUACACAAGACCCCAACUGGGGAGAACCACUGUGAUUGAUCUUUUACAGGUGCACAAAUUAAAAAAAAGGAAAGAAAGAAAGAAAGAAAGAAAAACAACAAAAAAAAAAGAGAUAGUGUUUAAUACACUCUUUAAUGUGGUUACUGCUGAUAUAUUUAGUUGGUACAUAUGUUGCUUGGAAAAAUGUUAUGCUUUUAUUCUCUGGCUAAAACUGAGAGGAAGAGAAAAAAAAAAAAAAAAAAAAAAAAAAAAAAAAAAAAGGUCAAUAACCAUGCUGGUGAUGUUUGCUCUUCUUAUGUGAAAUUAUAUUUUAGUGUUUAAAGUAUUACCCAAGUUAUUAUUUAAUUGUUGUCUUACAUGAACUGGAUUUUAAUUAAAAGACUGGUACAAGAUA